Messenger RNA from Folsomia candida, 2489 nucleotides. RefSeq names its product gastrula zinc finger protein XlCGF26.1-like. Gene Ontology annotation, molecular function: DNA-binding transcription factor activity; RNA polymerase II cis-regulatory region sequence-specific DNA binding. Gene Ontology annotation, biological process: regulation of transcription by RNA polymerase II. The coding region runs from base 750 to 2324 and encodes 524 amino acids. The transcript is spliced from 7 exons. The record is from RefSeq and is a predicted model, not a curated record. NCBI's taxonomy places the organism in Eukaryota, Metazoa, Arthropoda, Collembola, Entomobryomorpha, Isotomidae.
CUUUUUCUUUUUUUGGCACGAGUUUGAGUUCAUAUGACAACUUUGUAAAUAAUACAAAAUAAAACUUAAAAUUUCCUGCAUUUCUAUCUUCAAAUUAUUAAUAAACUAAAAAAUUACUUCGGGUUCUCAAGAUUAAGUCCACAUGUCGAACCAGGUCUGCCUUUUGUGUUUACACGUUAUCGACGACACGGCAGCGAAAUCCGCACAAAAACUCAGAAUCAAAACGCUCUUCCAAUUAAUUACACUUUGUCAUCAAAAUUACAAAUUAUCUCAACAUGAAUUCGACGAGGACGAAAUGUGUAACUUUUGCGCCGAUUGUUAUCCUCUCUUCAGCCAAAUGGAAGAAAUUAGGAGGCAAAUUUCACUCCUGGAGGAAGAAAUUGGGUCAAAAGUCAGGGAAAUUCAGGCCACAAUUCUGCACACUUCCUCCUCCCACCUAGGAAAUGAUGGAGAAGAGAAAAUUCUACAAAUUCGUGACAUGCUUCUCCGCGUGGCAGGAGCUAGUUCGGAAGAUUUUGACGAAGGCGAGGUUCAAGUCAAAGUGGAGGAGGAAGACGAAGGGACGAUGAUGGCGUUGACCCUCUCGGCGAUGUGAUCGACCAAUUCUUGGACGAUGACCUCGAUUCCUGCUCUCGAACAAGUGCCGAAGACAUGAAAGAGGAAAAUUUGCGUGACGAUGACGACGAAGCUGCCUUUUGUAUUAUGCCUUUCGCUCCAAUCACCUUGACCAAACGCAAAGAAAAUCCUAAAUGCUAUACGAAACGCAAAAGACAAGAUUCUCUACGAUUCUCUCUAAUGAUCCUCCACCCAAAAAGACUAAAACAUUCCUUCCAACGUCAAACUCAGAAGAGGGUGACGAUGACGAUGCAAAAUCUGGUCCACCCACACCUGACAAAACUAUUCUGUCUUCCCUAAUAAAGAUCCGCCAUAUUAAAGUCUCCAAUUCAAACUCGGAAUCAUUAAACGAAGACGCUACAACAUCUACUCCUGACAAAGAUAACACUACACACGUCGAUGACAUUGCGACUUCUGAUGUUAUUCGUCCCCACAAGUGUUCCUCCUGUUCCAAAUCUUUCAAAGGCAAAAACGCCCUUUCUCGCCAUAUCGCGCGGAGCCACGGUGUUCCUUGCACCGCACCACUAUGCAUCGCCACGUUCGACUCCAUGAACGCGCGGGACGCCCACAUGAAAACUGCCCACGACGGUCGUGCACCUUAUCAAUGUGGAAUUUGCAAAACCAAGUGCGGUUCUCAAAGCGAUCUCGCUGCGCACAUGGUGAUGCGACAUGAAAAAGGGGAGAAGAAAUUGUCCUGCGAUAAAUGCCAGAAGAAAUUCUGCCUCGAGGAAAACUUGGCGAGACAUUUGAAACUGCAUGAAGUCGAGGACAUCAAACCGCUCGUUUGUGACGUGUGCGACGACCGAUUUGAAAAUGAGGAACAUCUUAAGACACACAUGGCAAAGACAACUCAUACAAAGCCGUUGGAGUGUAGUAAAUGUCCACAGCGGUUCCAGGGUAGGACGAAUCUGGAAAGACACUUGAGGACACACACUAAGGAAAAAACUGAGAAAUGUCCUCACUGUGACCACGUCACAAGCGACAAACCCCUCCUGCAACGCCACAUCGCACGCCUUCACCCUUCCGGACCUGCCCCGCAUAUUUGCCACAUUUGUGGAAGAGGGUUUCAUUAUCGCCUCGACUUCAAGACGCACCUUGCCCGUCACGAUGGCAAAUUAGCAGUGAAAUGUGACGCUUGUGGCGAAACGGUUGCAUCAUUGAGGAGCUUACAAUCCCACUUGAUACAGGUGCAUGGCCACGACCCGAUCGUUUGUGAAGAAUGCGGAGUUACUUAUACAUCCGUGUCAACAUUUUUACAACACAAGAAAUUCCACACGGGUGAAAAAAAGCACAAAUGCGAGACUUGUGGGGCCUGCUUUUACGAGACGGAGGGUCUUAAGAAUCACAUAAGAACGCACACGGGCGAGCGACCAUUCCCCUGCCCCCACUGCGGCAAGGCCUUCACGACUGGUGGAGCUAUGAGGAACCAUGUAAAGCUUAUCCACACUCCCGGAUAUGUCGCCCCCACCCCGCACAAAUGCCCCCACUGCGAUAAAGCAUUCAAAGCUCCAUCCUUCCUGCGGUGUCACAUUCACCAAGCGCACACGGGAGAGCGACCCUUUAUCUGCGACCAGUGCGGAAAACGGUUCGCGGUUAACUCAACGCUAACUACGCAUUUGAAAACGAUCCAUGGCAUCGUUCCGGAAAAGAAGUAUAGGUUACCGAGAUCGAAAAGGGAUACGUUUCAUGUGGAUGAAGAUAAUGAUUAAGUUAAAAUUUGUAAUUUGUGCUGUUAAAUUUCAAUUUUUAUCAGUAUUAUAUAAGUUAAAUACUAGAUACACAUUGUUAGGUACAUAAUGCGCCUCAAAAUAUUUACAAGCACAUUAAUCUGAAACUGAGGAAUAAAUUCUAAAUAUUUUCUUGACAUAUUAAAA